CACCCUGCCAAGUGUUUCUGAAGUUGAAGCCACAUAAUUAGCCAUGGUUAAUUCUUCAAGUUAAAUUCCAACCCAAGGUAACCAGAAUGCUCCCACAGCUACUCAUAUAAAUAUGGCAUCAUAGAACACCAUGGGAGAAGGGAAAAAGAGAGAAACUUGGAUUUAAAAAUCCAUUUUUUAUCUCCUUUCACGCACCCCAUUUGAGUUUUUCUUCCAUUUUUGUUCUUUUGGGGCAAAAGGGUGUUCAGAUUGAGGGCCCAACAAUGAAGAGGUCUCCAUCAUCUUCUUGUUCAUCAUCUUCUGAAGCUUCCAUUGCUGAGCAAGAAAAGAAAAGACCUAAUUAUGAAAAGAAGAACAACUUGAAGUCACAGAAAUGCAAGCAGAACCAAACCACUUGCAGAAGAAGCUCUGUCUAUAGAGGAGUUACAAGACAUAGGUGGACAGGUAGGUUUGAAGCUCACCUAUGGGAUAAGAGCUCAUGGAACAACAUUCAGAGCAAGAAGGGUAAACAAGUUUAUUUGGGAGCAUACGAUACUGAAGAAGCUGCAGCACGUACCUAUGAUCUCGCAGCCCUGAAGUACUGGGGAAAAGAAGCAGUUCUGAAUUUUCCGAUAGAAAAUUAUGCAAAGGAUCUUGAGGAAAUGGACAAAGUCUCAAAAGAAGAAUAUUUAGCUUCUUUGCGGCGCCAAAGCAGUGGUUUUUCUAGAGGCAUUUCUAAGUAUCGUGGGGUUGCUAGGCAUCAUCAUAAUGGGCGGUGGGAAGCACGCAUUGGGAGAGUGUGCGGAAACAAGUACCUUUACUUGGGAACAUAUAAAACUCAGGAGGAGGCAGCUGUGGCAUAUGACUUAGCAGCAAUAGAGUACAGAGGAGUGAAUGCAGUGACCAAUUUUGACAUAAACAACUACAUUGACAAAGAGAAAAAGGACCAAACUCAAGAAACAGUAGUACAAACAGUACAAACAGAAACAGCAGUUCCCAACUCCUCAUACUUAGAAGAAGCAGAAGUAGAACAACAACAACUGAACACAACUACACCACCCCCUAUUGAGAAUCUGCACAUGCCACCACUGCAGCAAUACAACCAAGUUCCACACACACCCUUUGUGUAUCCCAGGGAAGAGUCAUCAUCAGUGGUGAAUAUCAUGGACCAUGUGCUUGAACAGGAUCUGCCAUGGAGCUUCAUGUACACUGGGGUGUCUAAGUUUCAAGAUCCAGACUUUGCUUUCAGCAAAGCUGAGGAUUUGGCAGCCAUGUUUUGUGAUGAUUCAGAGUUUGAGGAAGACAUUGAUUCUCUGUUUAGCACAAAGCCUAAUCGUGAGACGGAUGAGGGUGGUGGAAACAUGGUGCAUGGGGAUAACAAGCAGAAGGAGAUACUAUCUUUUGAAUCUUCUUCUCCAUCGUCUACAACAACUUCACUUUCUUGUAACUAUGCUUAGAUUAUUGGGUUUGUUAUGUGUGUUGUUGGGAUUUGUUGUGAUAGGUGGUGGAUGGGUGUGAACAAUACAUGACUUGUGAAAGUGUUCAUUGGGUUUAGAAUUUACUUUCUCCAAA
Molecule: messenger RNA, 1551 nt
Organism: Vigna unguiculata (cowpea)
Lineage: Eukaryota; Viridiplantae; Streptophyta; Magnoliopsida; Fabales; Fabaceae
Biological process (GO): regulation of DNA-templated transcription
Molecular function (GO): DNA binding; DNA-binding transcription factor activity
Source: RefSeq, a predicted model, not a curated record